This is a messenger RNA of Pochonia chlamydosporia 170, 3699 nucleotides long. RefSeq names its product MFS drug transporter. Lineage: Eukaryota; Fungi; Ascomycota; Sordariomycetes; Hypocreales; Clavicipitaceae. Gene Ontology annotation, cellular component: fungal-type vacuole membrane. Gene Ontology annotation, molecular function: basic amino acid transmembrane transporter activity; zinc ion binding; DNA binding. Bases 1 to 3699 code for a protein of 1232 amino acids. The record is from RefSeq and is a predicted model, not a curated record. Gene Ontology annotation, biological process: transmembrane transport; basic amino acid transport; DNA-templated transcription. The transcript is spliced from 11 exons.
AUGUCACUAAGCAUCGACAGUCCCGCCGACAUGGAAUUAGGAACACACAACCUCACCAUCCAAACCUCAACAGACCGCAACUCAGUUGACGAAAAUGACAGCCCAGAUCAACCUUUUCUCAUCGCCCCCGACGAAGACUCAUGGCAUCCCCCACCCGGAUUCGCAUGGAUCCAAACCGCCAUCAUGACAAACGUCUCCCUCAACGGCUUCGACUACACCAUCACGGCUACCACCUACGCCACCAUCAGCUCUGAAUUUGACGCCGCAAACACUGCCUCCUGGCUAACAACGUCGUACCUCAUCACUGCGACCGCCUUCCAACCCCUUUACGGACGUGUCUCCGACAUUUUCGGCAGACGCAUAUGCUUCUUCACGUCCACCGUCACCUUUGCAGCCGGCUGUCUAGGAUGCGGGAUAGCCAAAAACAUCAUCUUUCUAAAUGUGAUGCGUGCGCUGACAGGGUUCGGAGGCGGUGGUCUAAUGACAAUGGCAACAAUCGUCAACUCGGACAUGAUCCCCUUCCGCAAGCGAGGCAUGUACCAAGCUAUGCAGAAUGGCGUAUUCGGAUUCGGUUCCAUUGCAGGUGCUUCGUUCGGCGGCGCCAUAGCGGACCACAUUGGCUGGCGGUGGUGUUUUCUCGCUCAAGUCCCUCUUUCUGUCAUGGCGUUCGUGGUAGGCUGGUAUGUAUUGAAGGACCAAGAGGGUUCGUUUUCCAUCGACCAGGGUCUAAGUACGGCGUGGAAACGGGUUGAUUUCUCCGGAGCCUUGUUGCUGGUGGCAGCUAUUUCGAUACAGUUGCUGGGUCUUAGUUUGGGCGGCAACGAGCUUCCCUGGACGAGUCCCUGGGUGGUGGGCUCAUUGAUCGUGAGUGUGGCUUUGUUUGCUGCCUUUUUGAAGGUGGAAGCUGAAACGGGUGCGAUGCCUGUUAUCCCACUGCGUAUGCUGAGAGGUCGAUUGCCGGUGUUUACGCAAAUCGCCAAUGUGUGUGCUGGGAUGGCUGCCUUUGGGUAUCUGUUUAUGCUCCCUCUCUUCUUUCAAGUGGUCUUACUCGAUUCUGCGACCAAGGUUGGCGCUCGGCUUGCCAUACCCUCACUUGCUACACCGAUAGGAGGUCUCAUCGCCGGCAUCGUCAUGUCUCGCUGGGGCCAACUCAUACCGUUGGUGCGAACAGGUGUACUCCUCAUGGCAUUUGGAAACGCACUAGUCACGUCAUUUGGAUUCGAAGACGCAGCGUGGAAGUACAUCGUGUACAUUUUUCCCGCCAACCUCGGCCAGGGCAUUGUAUACCCUGCCAUCCUGUUCACUUCGCUGGCUUCGUUUCCCCACGGAGACCACGCCGUGUCGGCAUCAACGACAUAUCUCAUCAGGUCCCUCGGCACAGUCUGGGGCGUCUCUGUAACCUCUGCCAUUGUGCAAACCACGCUCAGUGUCCGGCUACCGGAUGCUUUGGGCGAGAUAUCAGAUAAAAGGAGCGUCAUUGACGAGAUACGACAUUCUGUGGAUGCGUUGAAAAAGUUGUCUCCGGAGUUGCAGCUUCGAGCAAGACAUGUGUACUAUGAUGGGAUUCGGUAUGGGUUUAUGGCGUCUACGGCGAUGGCGGUGCUGGGGAUUUGUGCGGCGUUUGUUGCGAAUGGGAGGCAGUUGCGUAAGACGCAUGGUAAGAGAGUUGGUCUUGACAAGGCUUUAUUUCAAGUAGAGCAGGCUGUCAAGCGGGCCAGAAGUGGCCGGCAGCAAAGCAAUGAAGAUGACAAGGCAUUAACGCAAAUGAGAGCCCUCAUGGGACAACUGGAUGGCAACGAGUGGUCACCAGGUCAAGCAUCGAAUAACCAUGGAAGCGCCGAAGCCGAAGUUUCAUCGAGUGACGAUGGCGAAAAUGGAGAGGACACCACUGACCAGACGUCCAUGUCGGAUUUCGCACAACGCACAGAGGAGAGCCUGGCUGUUGACGACGCCGAAAACCCGCUCCAGCUGCUUGCCCGGGCAUCUUAUUUUCAACCAUCCCGAGAUGUUCCAAGUCGCAGCUCACCGCAGAACUCGCGAAGACGCGGUGGCGCAACCUCAGGCGGAAGCACUGAGUCGUCGAGCCUGGAGGCCUUCUUCUCGGGAGCCAAGGUGAAUCUUGAUGUGGGCAGCGAUAUCGACCCCUUUGAGCUAGGACUGAUCUCCGAGGAGGAGGGAGAUUCUCUCUUUACCUACUUUCAUGCGAAUCUCGCUCAUACGCGUUGGGGUCUCGAUUCGACCCUGCACACAAUGGCUUACACCCGCUCCAGAUCAGCCUUUCUCUGUACCUCUAUCCUCGCGGCAUCUGCGUUGUUCUUACCUACGGCCUCGGCAUUAUCAAAACGACUGUCAAAUCAUGUAAAUACGUUGGCACACAGAGUCAUAUUGCGCAGACACAAGUCUAUUGAAAUCGUUUUAGCAUUCAUGAUCAAUAUCCCAUGGAUGUUUCCAGGUCAGCAUAGUACCGACGACGAGGCUUGCGUAUACAUAUCCAUGGCUACCAGCGUUGCCAUAGAUUUGUCUCUGCACAAGGUCAUUGUUCCUACUGAGGUUUUACAGCAGGGCUCAAAUUUGGCCCUCGCAAGAGGCGAGUGUUUGGACAGUCGAACAGCCCUGGCCAUGGAUGGGUAUCCGGAUCUAGAUCCUUGGACGGACAAGGCCAAGCGUCUACUGCGAAAUAGGGAACGUUGCUGGAUAUCUCUUUUCGUUCUCGAGCGAGGCAUGUCUCUAGCUCGUGGCCGCCCUUUCGUCGUGCCCGUCACAAGACUAGUCAAGGACUGCGACAGCUGGUAUCGGUCCGCGGUUGGCGACCCUCAGGAUGGCCCGCUGGUGUCAAUGGCUGUGCUACGACGAGACUUGGACGGUCUUUUCUCAACAGUUCGAGCCCUUUGUGAUGGGUCACAGAAUCCAGUUAGCGACGGAUCUCUAAUUGCUCAAUCAAUCCAAGGCGCGAUCGAAAGAUUCUUCGACCAGUGGUAUACUGAAUGGGGAGUGUCUAUUGGCAUUGGGCCACAGCGCCGCCUGCCCCCAUAUGUCGACAUCCUCGUCACUCACACCCGGCUCUCAACGUACGGCGGCGUAAUCAAUCACCCCACAGCUCCCAUCGAAGUCAGACGAUUCUUCCGUACGGCCGGCUUGUCGUCGGCUCUGAAUGUGAUGAGGGCAGCCAUCCAGGGCGAGGCCCAAUUACAUUCCAUGCCGAACAACACCGCCAUUAUGAUUUCAUUCGCUGCUUGUUUUGCAUUGACACUCAGCGCAUACACUUCAGGUGGCUCUACUUUGGCGCCGAGUAUUCGGAAACUUAUCGACGAAGCUGCUGGUGUCCUUGAACGAAUAGGUACCAUAACGCAACAUAGAAACGGUCUUUCGGCAUUAUACGGAAAAUACUUGAGACAAAUUGUGCGAAAAGCCGCCAAACAAACUGCAGCAACUUCAUCCACUGCGCCACAAAACCUGACCUCUCCUGCUGUACCCGAAGUGCAAUCUAUGGGUGCACCAGUUUCCACACCAAACAGUACCAGCUUCCUGAAUCAGCAAAUCCUGUGGCCCGAGCCUCUUCAAUUCUCUGCAAUGUCAGAUGAUCAGAUUGACCAGGUGCUCAACCAGCCCGGCAAUGAGUUUGAGCCUUCGUUUGGCGGGCUGUCUUGGGAGGAUAUGAACAACUUUGAUUGGCUGCACUGGCCAGAAUUCGUGGGAUAG